AUGGCAGACACAGCGGUGGCAACUGAAGCACCGGCACCCGCCGCGGGAGCGAAGAAGGCUGCGAGACAAUCGGGUGGUGGCGGCGGCGCUGCUGCUAAGAAACCCAAAGCGAAACCCACUCAUCCCAAGACAUCCGAGAUGGUGAACAACGCAAUAAAGGAGAUGAAGGAACGUAGCGGAUCAUCGCUACAGGCCAUCAAAAAAUAUAUCGCCGCUCAUUACAAGGUCGACGCGGAGAAGUUGGCUCCGUUCAUAAGGAAAUAUUUGAAGAGCGCCGUAGAAUCGGGUGCUCUCAUUCAGACCAAGGGCAAGGGCGCUUCCGGAUCGUUCAAGCUCGAAUCGAAGUCCUCGUCGGCUAAGAAACCGAGCGUCAACGCCGGCGCUGGCAAGUCGGUCGCCGGCGGCAAGAAGGAAGCGUCGAAGGGUGGCGCCAAAAAGGCCACCGUCUCCGCAGCCGGUGCUAAGACCAAGAAGGCCGCCGCCGCCGCCGCGGCUGCCGCUUCCGCUUCGGCCGCAUCGGGAUCACCGUCUAAGUCGAAGGCAUCUUCAGCGCCGAAAGACAAGAAGACGGCCGCCGCCAAAAAGAAGCCCGCCGCCAAGAAGGCCGCCGCGCCGGCCAAAGCGAAGGGCGGCGCAGCCCCCAAGGCCAAGAAGACCGCGAAACCACCCACGAAGAAACCAAAGGCACCUAAACCUAAGAAGGCCGCAGCCACACCCAAGUCGAAGCCCGCCGCGAAGAAAACGGCCGCAGCAAAGAAGUAA
Arctia plantaginis is the source of this 762-nucleotide messenger RNA. The record is from the annotation of a GenBank genome assembly. Lineage: Eukaryota; Metazoa; Arthropoda; Insecta; Lepidoptera; Erebidae.